This is a messenger RNA of Chenopodium quinoa (quinoa), 4509 nucleotides long. Its product is annotated as wall-associated receptor kinase-like 22. Gene Ontology annotation, biological process: protein phosphorylation; cell surface receptor signaling pathway. Gene Ontology annotation, molecular function: protein serine/threonine kinase activity; ATP binding. Gene Ontology annotation, cellular component: plasma membrane. The transcript is spliced from 5 exons. The record is from RefSeq and is a predicted model, not a curated record. Bases 2129 to 3223 code for a protein of 364 amino acids. Lineage: Eukaryota; Viridiplantae; Streptophyta; Magnoliopsida; Caryophyllales; Amaranthaceae.
GUUCUACUUUAAUGUCUGCAACCUUCUAUUAUUGGCUAUGUACCUCAUGAGCCAAGGAAUAUGACUUGUACAAUCUUCUUUCAAUAUACAAUCUCAGAUAUACUAGGCCUGCCAUCUUUUCUUCUCUCUGUAAUUUACCAACAAUAAGAUGCUUAUUGUUUUAGAAAAUUGUAUGCAAAUAAUAACAGGUGCUUAUGCUGUUACAUUCUGCAUGCUUCUAUUAUACUUAGUCAUACUCUUCAAAGUACUGAGCAGUGAGCAUAAUUUUUUUCCAUCUUUGAGGAUGAAGGAAACUUGGCAAUGAGGUAAGUAAGGUAACCUUUGGUACUUUCCUCAGUUGUAUAUUCUCUCUCAGAUUUAUAUGAUGUUUUUCAUGGUACAAAAGCGGGAGUUGAAGUGAUUUUUUUUUUUUUUUGUGAAAUUCUUGAUUUUCUAUAAAAUUUUUUUGCUCCUAUUCUCUCUUGUUGGACCGAUUUUGAUCAUUAUUUUGUUAAAUUGUGAUUGGCAUCAUUUCAUCAUUAUGAGAAAUUACGUACGCUGCUACAAAUUCAUUUUACUGAUUGAUUCAGAUAUUAAUCAGUAAAUGUUCUUGCACACCUGUUGUUUGAUUAAUACCCUUGAUUUUCUGCACCUAAUUGUUUGAAAAUUGAGCACAAGAGUGGUGAUGACAAGUUCAAAGAGUAAUUAUGAUGGAUAACUUUCUUCUCCUGCUGUUAUAGAGACAGGAUCUCUAUUUGCUGCUUGGAAAGAUGAAUAAUUCCUGUGAAGACUGCAGGGGUACAGUCACUUCAGUUGACAUAUGCUUCUUGCUCUAUAACAAGAAUAGAAAGGUAAGCCAAUACUGCCGCUUCUGCUGCUGGUAUUUGACUUGUUGUAGAGACUAGAGAGUGCUUCAAUCUUCAUGCUCAAAUAAUAUUCUUAGCUUGAUUAAAAAAAAAAAAAAACUUAUUAGUAGGAACUUAUCAGAUUGAAGAAGAAAUUCUUUCUACAAAAUGGUGGUUUAUUGUUGUAACAACUUUCAUUAUAUGGGAACAGAGUCAACAAGGGUUUAUAAGGUUAGUUUGGUUGAGUGCAGUCAUAAACGAUUGUAUGGCAAAGGUGGCUUUUGCACUGAGUACAAAGGUUUUUUUUUUUUUUUUUUUUUUUUUUUUUUUUUUUUUUUUUUUUUAAAAAAAAAUUUUAUUUAUUUAUUUUUUAUAUGAGGUUGAAGAAGGAAAUUUUGCAGCCAGUUCGCUCGAUGUAAAUUAACCUACUCAUACAAUUAAUUCUUGUAUCAUAGCGUCUUUAAUCUUGCUGUAAUUAACUUUAAAGCUUCCUAUCUACAAUUUGAUGCAUUUAUUGACAAUUCAUAUCAGUAUAUUGCAGUCGACCUUUUUAUUUGGGUUGUAUUAAAUAUUGCUCCCUUUUUACUAGGUAACGCUUCUAUUUUAAUUUGAAUGGACUUAUUUACCCUUCUAUUUUACUAGGUAACCCGUAAUCGGUUCGGGUUGUUUUCAGUUUCGGGUUGUAACGGUUUGACUUGAUAACGGGUCGGGUUAGUAAUGGUUCGCACAAAUUUGGUUCAGUUCAGUUUCGGGUUAGAAAAAAUUGGGUCGGAUCGGGUCGGUUUUUGGUUUCUAAAAAACGGGUUUUUAAUGGUUUAGUUCCUUUUCAGACCGGUUGAAACAGUCGGGUUUAACGGUUUGGGUCAGAAACUGACAGCUCUAGUUACAUCUUUACAUUCAUUAGGGAUAAGAUUAUGUACAUCUGAUUGUUGUUGUUGUUGUUUAACGACUGUAUGAGUAUCAAUUUUAUGUUAUUGGUUAUAAGUCCAUAGACUACGCAAUGGUCCCAUUUUCUAGUGAAGUGUUACGGAGUAUUGUACCAAGUCAACUGUUCAAUUGUGUUACUGUCAACAAUCAUAUGUAUACUUGUACACUGCAUCUUAAGACUAAGUCAAUUAUAACUGCUGUAAUGAGUCAAACUACCAACUUAUCUAAAAGAAGGCUUAAAUAUAAAUUCUGAGUCCGAUUUUUUGUUUCUGCUGAUUAUACCAACAAUCCUAACGAAUAUAACUUUGAUCACCGUAGUCUUGUUUAGCUACUCUUUCUUCUUUGAUUUCCUGUUUUUCUUCAGUGUAUUACUUCACAUGUCUCUUCAGAAGCCCAUGAAGUUCAAGGUCUUUAAGAUGUUAAAAAGCUGUUAUUCGUGCAGUUCUUAUGAUCCAUACAUGCUUGAAAUCCCCGCUGUUAAUGAAUUAACAUCAGAGGAAAAAGAGAUAAACUUCAUCCGCAAUGGAGCUGUUCUUUUGGAGAUGCAGAUUGCAUGCUUUAAAGGCAAGGGUAAAGAGCCAAUUAAGAUAUAUUCAGAUGAAGAUAUUUAUCGUGCAACAAAUGGUUAUCAUCCAGCUCAGAUCAUUGGUCGCAAUAUUGCCACUGUAUAUAGAGGAAACCUUGAAGAUCGAGCUGUUGCUAUAAAGACCCGUCAUGGCCUUUCUGGCUCAGAUGAACUGAUUGAGUUCUUCUUAAAUCAGGUCACUAUCAAGCAGCAAAUCAGCCACAAAAAUGUGGUUCGCCUCUAUGGUUGUUGCUUAGAGACUCACAUACCCAUGCUCGUCCAUGAGUUAAUGCAUGGUAACUUGUUUGAUCAUUUGCAUAGGUCAAGUGAGUGCUGGAUCUCCUGGAAAAAUCGCUUGAGAAUUGCCACUGAAAUUGCAUAUGCAAUUUCUUAUAUGCAUUCUGCAGAAUCGAAGCCUAUUGUUCACAGGAAUGUCAAGUCAGCAAGCAUUUUCUUGGAUGAGUCUCUCUCUGCUAAACUUUCUAACUUCGGAGUGUCCAUUUCUAUUGACCCUGAAGAUUUGAAACCAGCAUGGCCGCUCGUGGGAAGCGAAGGAUACAUUGAUCCAGAGUAUGCGGAGACCUUAGUGGUCUCUGAGAAAUGUGAUGUUUAUAGUUUUGGGGUUGUUAUGGUGGAACUGAUAACCGGGAAAGAUCCUGCAAAUAUGUGGAUUCAAGGUGGUGAUAUAGUUAAAUACUUUUUUUCGCAUAUGACACAAAAUUGUGUGUUAGACAUUGUUGAUCAGAGACUAUUGCUAGAAGGAAGUGUAAAAUCUACUAUAGCACAGUUUACUGAGCUUACUAUGAGGUGUGUCCAAAGUCAAGGAGAAAGAAGGCCAACCAUGGAGGAAGUUGUAUUACAGCUUCAAAAAAUGCAGAAGCCUUUGGACUUGUGUUCAAGGAGUUGAGGAGGUUGCGAUUGCAAGAUGACGAAGAAUCUGGAGUGAUGUAAAACGGAAAAUGCAUGAUACACAAAACCUUUGAGCAAUUGAGCUUUGGCAAGGCAUGGAUGAAUUUCCAAGGUUGAAGUCCCCUAUCUUGAGCAUUAUGGGCUAGAGGAUUUCAUACUUGCAGGAGAAGGAUAAUUUUGAAUCAGGUGGUUCUGACCAAACAGCUUCUUUGUAGGUAAAAAUUUUAAUAUUUUGGGAACAAUGAACUACCUCUUGCUCCAGUUCAUCUUAAUAGCUCUAUAUUUUUGGGUACACCCAUUGCUUACGGUGGCAUCUUCACCACUGAUGGUGGCGUAUCCACCUAUUGCAAAGCCUGGUUGUCAGGAUAUUUGUGGGACUGUGAGCAUUCCGUACCCAUUUGGAAUAGGAGAUGAUUGCUACCACAGCCUACCAUAUGAGGUUACUUGCAAUACCUCUGUGCUGACUCCGAAACUUUUCCUGAGUAAAUUUGAUCUCGAGGUUUCAGAGAUUAGUCUGAACACUUUGGAUACACACACCAUAGUAGUGAAAACCCUGCUACAGAGGACCUGCAGCAUCCAAGAUGUGAACAUAAGCAGCAUCGACCUUAGGGGAACUCCUUAUUUGUUUUCAGGGGAGUUCAAUUCUCUUAUUGUGGGGAGUUGUGGGAGUAGUGCACUCUUGUUGGAUAGAAGCAAUGAAAUCUUAGGGGGUUGUACAACAGCUUGUUAUCAGGGUCAUAUGAUAAUGAAUAAUUUCACAGGCCGUGGGUGUUGAGAAAUUUGAUUUUCCUUCUUCACUUGACUUUUAUCGUGUAAAUAUUUACAACUUUGGUAAAGGUGCAGAUGAUUGCACGAAUACAAUGCUAAUAAAUAAGACAUUAUCAAUGAGGUUGUUGGUCCACGUCUCUCCAAGUUUGCAGUAGUACCGUCUGUACUGGAAUGGAUGCUCAGAAACAUAACGCUGCCCUCUGAUGACUAGAACAAAUAUUGUCAAGGUCCUCCAGAGAAUUAUGAUUGUUACUGCAAAUAUGGCACUUAUGGCAAUCCUUAUCUUCCUUAUGGAUGUCAAGUCCCAAGAGAAUGCAAGGGAUGAAAACAAGGGUGCUCCAAAGAAGGAAACCAUUAUCGCUGUAUCAGCGACAUCCAUGGUGAUUCUAAUACGCGGCUGAUCCUUUUUGGUUCUGCUUGGUGGUUCAACCGUUGGCUUAAUGCUGUGUACUGGAAACAUAAGCUGCAUUUACCUUUGUAUAAAGAAAAGGAGGCAUAUGAAAAUGAAGGAGAAGU